Musa acuminata AAA Group (dessert banana) is the source of this 2751-nucleotide messenger RNA. RefSeq names its product wall-associated receptor kinase-like 14. The coding region runs from base 587 to 2668 and encodes 693 amino acids. Lineage: Eukaryota; Viridiplantae; Streptophyta; Magnoliopsida; Zingiberales; Musaceae. The record is from RefSeq and is a predicted model, not a curated record. Gene Ontology annotation, biological process: protein phosphorylation. The transcript has 3 exons. Gene Ontology annotation, molecular function: protein kinase activity; ATP binding.
UAUAACCAUAUUUACGUGUACAUUUACUAGUUUUGUAGCGUUCAGACUAAGAAAACGAUGGGAAGGUGAUGGCCGACGACGACGACGACGACGACAAGCAAGCGCGUGAGCGAGAACAUCAAACAUUCACCGGUGGAGGAACUCUGCCUCUGACGUAUUGACUUCAUCAAGAAGGAUCAGCAGAAGGGGGCCCCAUCAUCUCACCUGUGUUCAUCAUCUGUUUCUUCCCAUCAAUGGGCGGGACCAUGCUUUCCUCCCCUCCCCCAUUAUGAGACGACGUUGGAGAUUAGGGUAAACCCUGUGCUCCAUGGAUGCAGCUUUAGCGAGUGGCCACUAUUAAUGACGCCGUUGACUGUCAUGCAACACUCCAUCAUCACAUUCAAUGACCGCAGCAUUUCUUAUUGUUCUCAGCGUGGAAGAACAGGAGGCCUUGUCAUCAUCCAUUCCCGGUCUUGAUCGGCUCCAUCCUUAACCCACAAUUCACGCCUCCCCUCGUCACCCUCUCGGUACAUAUCUCGAAAGGAAGAGCCAGUGUUUCUGCUGCUGUGCCGGCGACCAGAACGGCGACCUCUUCCAUGCGCUUUUAAUGACGUAUAAAGCUCGCCAUCGACUCCCGCCGCUGGGUUAUGCCUCCUUCGGCUGCUCCACGAUGACCCACUCGUCCCAUCAAACCCAUGCUGUGUUUCUCUUCUUUGCGCUUUCGUUGCUGUGUGUCGCUACAGGCGCUGAUGGGUGCAACCGGACCUGCGGCUCCGGCCCUGCCGUCCCCUACCCCUUCGGCUUCUCCGCCGGGUGUCCGAUUCGUCUUAACUGCUCCCAAGACGGCGCGAGAUUCCUCGGCGAGUUUCGCGUUCGGAACAUCACAACCGACGCCGUGCACUUGGACGUGCCGCCGGUCUGCGACCGCUUCAUCCACCGCGCCACCGCCGGGCUCUUCGGGGCCAACUACGCCAUGACGGCGAGCAACGCGCUUUUCCUUCGCAACUGCACGUCCAAAACCGGAUCCGAGUGUAGCAUCUCCACCGAUAUCAUCGCCAAGCGGAUGAAGCUGACCAGCUGCGGGCCCAAGGACGACGACAUCAGCUGCUACUCCAGCGGGAGGACGGACGGGUUCCUAUCCGACGCCAACUUCACGGCAGCCGCCACUAACUGCCGGCUCCUGUACACCUCGGUGAGGUACGGCGAGGACGCCUCCUCCGACCAACCGUCGCUCGUAUUCGGGUCCGCGGAGAUCGGGUGGUGGCUCAACGGGGAGUGCCGGUGCGCGGCCAACGCCACCUGCAAGCGCGUGGACGUGCCGGUCGACACCCAGAAUAGCUCCAAGAAAGGGUUCAGGUGCAGCUGCCACGAGGGGUUCAUCGGCGACGGCUUCGCCGAGGGCGAGCGUUGCCGGAGAGAUGCUGCAUCGAUAAGCUCCAUUCCCGGUGGCAAAGCUGGUGCCAUUGUUGGAGGGGCCGUGGCUGGAGCCGCUCUUGCUCUUGGAUUGGCACUGCUCUGCUACCUCGUCAGACGCCGGGGGAUCGUCUCCGAAGUGGAGGAAUCCGGCACCCGACGCCUGCUCGACGAGACAUCCUGCACCGUCGCCGUCUACUCCCACAAGGAGGUCGAACGUGCCACCGGCAACUUCUCCGAUGCGUACAAGCUCGGUGCCGGCGCCUACGCCACCGUGUACAUGGGACGGUUCUCCAACACCGGCCUCGUCGCCAUCAAGAGGCUCAAACACCCUGACACCGACAACAUCGAACAUGUCAUCAACGAGAUCAAGCUCGUCUCCUCCGUCAGCCACCCCAACCUCGUCCACCUCUUGGGCUGCUGCAUCGACAGCGGCGAGCACAUACUCGUCUACGAGUUCAUGCCCAACGGCACCCUGUCGCAGCACCUCCACCGCGAGCGGGGCAACGGCCUGUCAUGGUCCGCCCGGGUCUCCAUCGCCACCGAGACCGCCAGGGCCAUCGCGUACCUCCACACCGCCGUGCACCCGCCCAUCUACCACCGGGACAUCAAGUCCAGCAACAUCCUGUUGGACUACGACCUUCGGCCCAAGCUGGCGGACUUCGGACUCUCGAGGGUCGGCAUCGUCGAGUCGUCCCACAUCUCGACCGCGCCGCAGGGGACGCCGGGCUACGUCGACCCGCAGUACCACCAGAACUUCCACCUCUCGGACAAGAGCGACGUGUACAGCUACGGAGUGGUGCUGGUGGAGAUGAUCACGGCGAUGAAGGUGGUGGACUUCCGUCGAGCAGCGAGCGAGGUGAACCUGGCGUCGCUCGCGGCCGACAAGAUCGGGAAGGGGCUGGUGGAGGACAUCGUAGACCUGAUUAUCAAAGAGAAUUGGAACGGUCAGACCAGGGCUUCGGUGCAGAAGGUGGCGGAGCUCGCUUUCCGGUGCCUGGCGUUCCACAGGGACGCGAGGCCGUCGAUGGCGGAGGUCGCAGAAGAGCUGGAAAAGAUCAUGAUGGAGGAGUGUCGCCCAGCUCAACCUGAAGGAUCGGAGGAGCAACAUGAUGAGCCACAGAGUAGGAGGUCGGCGGCGGAGAGCGUAGUGGUGGAGAAACCCCAGGCAGUGUCCCCAGUUUCAGUGCAGGAUCAAUGGACCAGUGAGCGUAGCUCUUCUCCUUGUUCCUCCUCCUCUGUUGCCUCCUCGAGAAAUCUUAAUCGUGGAAUCUAAUGUGCAGUAGAAUCCCUUUGUAGGCUAAAAGCUGUUGAUACUUUGCAUCGAGUACAACCAAGUUUUCCUUACUAUUCUUGUAA